Trichogramma pretiosum is the source of this 6131-nucleotide messenger RNA. RefSeq names its product dystroglycan-like. The record is from RefSeq and is a predicted model, not a curated record. Gene Ontology annotation, biological process: muscle attachment; morphogenesis of an epithelium; axon guidance. The transcript is spliced from 14 exons. Gene Ontology annotation, cellular component: sarcolemma; dystrophin-associated glycoprotein complex; dystroglycan complex. Bases 538 to 4830 code for a protein of 1430 amino acids. Lineage: Eukaryota; Metazoa; Arthropoda; Insecta; Hymenoptera; Trichogrammatidae. Gene Ontology annotation, molecular function: laminin binding; calcium ion binding.
CUCAGUAGGAGCCGCGUACGCGCCCAGCUAUCAGCUGCUACACGAGUGCAUAUUUCUCAUCGCAUAUGCAUGGCCAUUCGCAUGAUAUAUGAGACUCCGUUUUCUCUUCCUACGAGUCCGACGAAAAAAUCAUUAUAAAUUAUUAUUUAUUAUAAAGUUAUGACGCGCUGAUCGAAUCUUUCGCUUCGCUAUACAAGCAGUACUUACACAGUGUCGUUGUUCGAGCAUACACAAACGUGCGUUGAGCUUUGGUGUAUUUACCAAUAGUUGCUCACUAAUAUACAUGUAAAAGGCCCGAGAAAUGGUGAUUUAAGUGUGCGUCGAGCCUCUACCUGUGCAUGAUACCAAUAUACCUAUAUAGUACUUUGCCACUCUGCUACUGCCGGGGACUGCCGGGGAGAGAAGAACGAGAUAAUACUAUACAGACUACGGCACGCAGACUACGGAGCUCGCGAGAAGGAGAUUGAGGAAACGCUCGCUAACGAAGUAUGCUAUGAUAUAAGAGGAUAGUCGUCGAGAGCACCACCACACACAACGAUGCGCGCCAAGAUGAAGGGAAGCUCGCCAGCUGUAGUGCUGCUGCUGCUGCUGCUGCUGGGCCUGGUCACGGGGCUGAGUCUAGCCGCCAGCUACCAGGAGGACGACCUCGUGUUCGACGACGUCGGCGACGAGUCGGCCUCGCCGACCAGCAGCCAAGCCGAGCAGCUCGAGGAGCGCCAACACGCCAAGGAGCCGAAAAAAUGGUUGCGGGUCGAGAAGCUGCUGGGCAUGCCCGACAUCGCCGCCACCGUGGGAAAGGUCUUCAAGCUGCACGUGCCCAAGCAGGCUUUCUCCGGCAACGUCGAUUAUUACGAGGCACGAGGUGUCAACAAUAGAGGUCUGCCGCACUGGCUGCGCUGGGACGAGCCAGCCUCGGCUUUGUACGGCGUGCCGUCGCGACGCGACGUCGGACGCCAUCGCGUGACCAUCAGGGCGGUCGGCAGCCGCGGCGAUUCGGCUCAAGACUCCUUCUACAUCCACGUGGUGCCGACCAAAAACGAUCACUUCGCCCACAAAGACGGAAAGAAACGCUGCUCCGACGAUCAGGACCGGACGCUGCUGACCAUUAUGCUGGACGCGCAGUACGACAGUUUGAAACCCCAAGCCAAAGUCAAUGCAAUCGAAAACGUAGCUGGAUUUUACGGAGUACCGGCGAACUCGCUGACUAUUCUUCCGGACGCAGGAAAAGAUAGCCCAGUGCCAAGUCGAGGCUCAUCGAUUGUUCUCUCGGGACCGGGCAGUUCUAAGAGACGGGAAAAAUAUUCGACUGCUGUGCAGUGGCAGGUCGGUUGCGAUGGCCACUUCUGGCCCCACCAGAUCGACACGAUCAAGCAAAUACCCGAGCACGCUCGCGACGGUACGUUGGCCGAAGUCAUGGAACUUCCGGUUUACCAGUGGCGCGUGAGGAACGAGGCCGCAGACGCGACCCGCAGUCGGCGUCAGGCUGGCGCGGGCUCCGGCGACGACGUGCUGCCCGACGGCGACGGCAACGAGUACGACGACGAGAACGAGGACGAGUACGACGACGAGGACGCGGAUUACAACGAAGGCGUGACCGCAGCGCCGCGCACGGAAAAGCCAAUUACCCAGUCCGGCGUCGAGCCUAAGCUCGUUAUCGACGAGCACCCGCACAGGCAUCAUCACGGCGACGAGAAUAUCGCCGCCAUUGGAUCGGGUGUUAACCAUGAGGAUGAUUUCAUCUGGAGAGGUCCAGAAAUAAACAAUUCUCUGUUCGAUAAAACGAACACGACGAGUUCAGCGUCAGUGACGACCAACAUCGAAAAUGAAUUACCAUCGUCAACAACGACAACGACGACGACGACUACUACCUCUACGAGCACCACCACAACUACUACCACAACGACCACCGAAACGCCCAUCAUCAUGACAACGACCACUGAAAGUCCAGCACCGUCCGAAGCGUCGACGAGCGAUACGACCGUGUCGACCGAACCUCCCACCCCUCCAAUCAUUAUGGAAACCUCGAGUAAUUCCAACAUCAUAGACGAAGAAAAAGUAGAUGAAGACGAAAUAGCCGAAGUCGACGUCGAUGAGGAAAUAGAUGAAGAAAUCGAAAUACCAGACAUGACAAUCGAAAGCUCCACGUCUUCCUCUGCGACGACCAAUACAUCGACUGAUACUUUCAGUAAAGUAACAAAGAACGAAUUUGUUCCAAGUGAAACACCGCUGAUAAAUAAUAAUGAAAAUCAAGUUUUUACUGGCCCAACUGUACCUUUGAGCCAAAACAAUAGCAUCGACUUGUCGGUGAAUCUAAUCGACGAUAACGAUUACCAGAACGUGACUGAAACGGAAACUCUACCAGAGUCUACGACUACCGAUCAAGAGUCGACCUCUUCCGUACCCGUUUCGAGUGUCGAAUUCACAUAUGGACCAACUAGCGUUACUAAUAGCACCAGCAAUGUUAGCGAGGAAGACAUCAGCACAACAAUUUCUGUACAAUUCACACCGGUGGAGAAUACUGAAAAAACUAAGGAUUCAUCUGGAUCGCCAUCGACGAGUGUCACUGUAUCGAUGUCAAGCGAAAACCCCACGGAAAAAACUGUCCAAUCGUCUCAAAUUCCGAUCGACAACUACAAUAUUUCUGCUUUUGAUUCGUCAAGUACACAACAACCAACGUUAUCAACGUCUACGUCCACUGUGGCUCUUACGACAUCAACAAGAGAACCUAGUACAACAAGCAGUACCACAACUACGACUGAAGCAACGACGACAACUACAUCCACAACGAUGCCAGAACCUUCGACGCCAUCUUCUACCACCACAACGACCACUACAACAACGACCGAAGAACCAUCCACAACAUCUACCACUCCGAGUACCACAACUACAACUACGACUUCUACCACUACCACUUUAAGGACGACGGAGAGUUUCUAUCCAAGAAUUAGAAACAUGGCACCUAAAGUAGAAAGGCGUCUGAAAAAGAUACCCAUUACUCAAGGUAAAUCGUUGAGCUACACCAUUCCUGAAGAUACUUUUAGCGACCCAGAGGAUGGAAAUACACGCAAGCUGAGUCUGAGAGUCACCGAGAAAGGUGCUCCGUUGAAGCCUAGUCACUGGUUACAGUUCAACGAGCGCACUCAAGAAAUUUAUGGACUGCCGUUAGAAGAACAUUACGGAACAUACUUAUUCGAAGUUGAAGCUUCGGAUAGCGAGGGUUUGACUGCGAGCGACAAGCUUGAUAUUUCUGUCCAACAACACAAACAAACUCGUGCGAUCAAUCAUGAAUUCACUCUAUAUUUGAAAAUUGUCAAAAGGAGUGAUUUUCCGAAGAAUGUCGAUUGGCAACUUGAAGUCAUGCGUAAUUUGGCUCAACUUUACGGUGACAAGGAUUUGAGUUACAUAACUGUCAGAGCUAUAGACAUCAAUAACGAUCAAGCUAUUUACACGUGGACCAACGAUAGUUUGAUACGGACCAGCGACUGCCCUCACGAAGAAAUCAAUAAACUUCAUCAAAUGCUCAUUUCGAAGGAGAACAGUGAAGAGCCGAGCGACAACUUGAUAAGCGUAUUGGGACCGAAAAUAAUACCGAAACGUGUCGAAUACCAAGGCCUUGAACAAUGUCAAAAAACUAAAGAAACGAAGUUUAACGAAUAUCCUGUACCGAGAAAUCAAAUUGACCGUUUGAACGCGACCGCUGGUCAACUCUUCGUCUACAGAGUGCCAAAAGACACGUUCUUCGAUGAAGAAGACGGUGAUACUCGAAGCAUGAAAGCAACUCUGUUGACUGCUUCGAGAACAGAAAUACCAUCGUCGGAUUGGUUACAAUUUGAUAGUAGUAAUCAGGAAUUCUAUGGUGUGCCGAUGGAUCAGGACGUUGGUCAAAAAACGUAUCAGCUUGUAGUUAAAGAUAGCGAAGGUUUGGAAGCGACCGACAGUCUCGUAGCCGAAGUUCAUUCAGCGCCAUUUUAUCGACACCCUUUGCAGAUCUCCAUGGUACUCAACAUGCCGCGCAACGAUUUCGCACAUUCUGCGCUUAAAAAGCGUAUAUUUGUCGAAAAACUGCAGAAAGUCUAUGGUGAUCGCGACACGAGUGCUAUAUCCCUUGUGGAAAUGCACGGUAACAACGAUGGUACCACCAUCUCAUGGCGUAACAUUACUUUGCCAACGCACGAAUGCCCUCAUGAUGAAAUAGCUCGUUUGACCAAUGUCAUUGCUACUGAUCACAAUGGAGAGAAAAAUUUCACUGCGGCUUUCAAGCGAGAAUUCCAAAAUGGCCAACAACCUGAUUUCAUUGUAUCACAAGUUACAUUCAAACUUCGAGGAGUGUGUGAAAAGCAAAUUUACGGCAGUCCGGAAAAACCGCCGAUCGAUGAUUCUAGAUCGGUUGGAGCUAAACACGAUGAUUUAUACAUAACUUAUGUAUUACCAGCCGUAAUUAUCGGCUCUAUGUUCGCUUUAGCUGGCAUAAUCGCCUGUAUUUUAUAUAAGAGAAAGCGAAGCGGUAAAAUGAGUAUAAGCGAAAAGGACGAAGAAAGACAGAGUUUCAGAAGCAGAGGUAUACCCGUUAUCUUCCAAGAUGAGCUAGAUGAAAAACCAGAUCCUGGUAACAAAUCGCCGAUAAUUCUCAAAGAAGAAAAACCACCUCUACCGCCUCCAGAGUAUCAGCGUGCCGAGGAUGGUGCAGACAUUCCCAUGUUAUCGAAAGAAAAUUCCGAAGAGCCUUACCAACCGCCACCGCCGUUCGCGACGAAUCGCGACAGCAAUCGUCUGAAUAGACCAAAACCUACGCCAACGUACAGAAAGCCACCUCCGUACGUGCCACCCUAACAGAGCAAGGAUCGAAGCAUAAAAAAUAACAACAAGCACGCAAACGGCAUCAGUAAUAACAAUAUUAACAGCAAUGGCAAUGGCACGCUACACUCGCCAACUCGCAAGUACAUGCUCGCGAUGAUCGGCGGCGAUGAAUCCACCGUUGUGACCCGUAUUAAAAAUGGCUUCUGUGAAUCUCGCCGAUGAUCGCUUAUUAUUACUUAAUUAUAUAAAUAUUAGAAGUGCGGAAGUGCAUGUGUCAGUGUCUAUAUGUAUGUGUAUGUAUGUGUAUGCAAGAGUACGAGUUUUGAAUGCUGAAUUAACGUAGGUUCUUCCAAAGCUGGGGCUCUUCCGCAAACUUUUUAUUUUAAAUUUUCGAUUCGGCUUUUGAACGAUUUUUUAUUGUUAAUUUUCUGAUCAUGUUUAGAGAUUAAUUGUAGUUUGCCCGAGAGCCCAUAUUAUAUGUACGAGCAUUGUAUAAUGAUGAUUUUUCAAUUAUGACAAGUGACUGAGCUCCGGUAUCAAAUAAAACAAUACGCACACUAAAAAUAACAAACCAAAGUUCAGGAGCGUCAACGAAAACUGACUUAUUGGAAACUUCGUCGAUCACGCGUUGCCUUUUGUAACGAACUUCGCGUUUAGCGCAAAACGAAACUAAGAAAAACCCAUCAUGAUUCUCGUAAAAUCUCAUACUUGUGCAUCGAAAAAAAUUUAAAAGAAAAUUUUACGUGGAAAAUAAUGAAAUUAUAUAAUGAAAUAAUCUUUUUUAUUGUAUAUAAAUAUAUGCGUUCAGUGAAGAAGUGCAGCGAAAAUAAUGCGAAUGAAAAUCGUUUUUUUACACUGGGUUUAUGAAGUAUUCGUUUCUAUUGACGAAUAUUCGAUGAAAUUUUAGACUGUUUAAUGUACUUUGAAAAUUCUCGUAAACACUGCCAAACUUUGAACACAAUAAAUUGGCAUUUUUAAUUCGAUCAAAUCGUCUCCGUUUACUCGAAUGAAUUUUUAAAAUUAUACAUAUUAUAUUAAAUGACUGUUCUCAUUGUGAAAUGUAAUUUACAAACCUGCUUCCAUUGGUACAAUACGUAUCAAAGAUGUACUACCAGAGCGAAAAAUUAUAAUUGUAAAAUAUGAAUCUUCAAUUUCUAUACACUUAUUGUGCAUAAGUCUUAUGUUUUAAUAACUGUUGUACUAAUUAAUCAUUCGAUACUCUUCUAUUUUAUCAGUAAGUUCACAUGAAUUGUGAAUAUUAUCUGUAAUGUAUGAUAAUGUACCAUUUGAACAAUUUCAAGCAUUUAAAAAUUUAAGAAAUUUAUAAAAACAUA